UCCCGUAUCGUGACAACGGGUUCGAAGUCGAGGCCAACGAACCAGGAGCGCGAACUCCGCGAGGCGCAUUGCCAAAGCAGGACGGAGUGUCAAGCUACGCAACAGCCAUGCCUCCACGACCGCAACGGCUUGUGCGGCGCCGGCCGCUUACCGAGAGGAUUCGCGCCAUGCUCAACCCGAUGGACUUCUAUCUCUGGCUAUCCGAGGAGAUACAAACCUUCGACUGGGACUCGAAAACGUUUGGGACUCGGUUUGGGCUUGCGGCCAACUUCGUUUUCCUUUUGGCGCGAGCCAACUCCGGCAGGACGCGCGAUGCUGUGGAUGACGUGUUUGGAGAUGAACCGGCUAAUGGUUGGGUCACCCUCGGGGCCAACUUUUUCCAAUGGUUGCUGAUCUCCAUAUCCGCGCUGAACGCAUUCUACGCAAUGACGCGAUCACGUCACUACCGGUUUUUUGAGAUGAAUGUCGAGGCCUCAGGGCCGGGAACGCCAUCGGCACAGCGCGUGCGUGUUGACUCGUCGCCGGCUUCGUCGACCCCCCUGCGGCUUGUCCAGGAGGUUCUGCGACCCGAGACUGCCGAGCAGCGAGCACAUCCGGACAGGACGCGCGACGUGUGGGAGGUGAAGGUGUGGGAUCCCUACCCGGCGACGCUGCGCAUGUUCUGCCUCUUCAGCCCAGGCCACGUGCUCAUCCACAUGCUCUUCCUGCCGCUCCCGACUCUGGAUCCGCGGCCGAGUGUCACCGUAUUUAAAUGCGUCCUACUGCAGGUCAUUCUCUCGGCACAACUGCUACUCAUGCACUCCCGUUUCUCGCAGCAGAGCAGGGACACGGCGGUUAUUCACAAGGAGGUCAUGCACGAGUACGAUGUGAAAUACGUCCACCCUCGGCUGCAUCCGGUGAUGCGUGAAGUUGCGACGCAGGUGUCAAUCAGCGACGGAAAGAUUGAUCAGGAGGAAGUGACGGUUGGGACGCCGGCGACCGUGAUUCGGCGAGCUUUCCAGACGCACCCGAACCCCAACUACGCUAAAUACGUGGAUCCCGACGCUGGGCACAACAGGGCUGCCAUGUCCCCACAACCGCGGCCCGCAAUGUCGCCGAGUCCAUUCACGUCCCUGUCGAAGCCCAACUCGUCAGGGUCGCGGUCGUUUGCUGCUCAGGUACAGCAGCACCGACAGUCAGCGCUGCGACGGAAUUUCACGCCGACGGCAUCAGCAGGCGCCGGAGGGGACCCGGUCACCCCCUCGGCCGCCACCAAACAACCCACUUCCUCCGCGGGGACGAGCACCGGCACAGAUUUCAAGCUUCCGCCAAACUCGGGCUUUGGCGGCAGCCUCGGCGUGUACACGCACAUGAACUCGCCCCUGAAGAAGGCGACAAGCCUAGGCGACAUAAACGGCGCCUAUGCAUCCCCGCGCAACGGGCGCGAGAUGGCGGCGCUGGAGCAGCGCGAGAUCGCCGAGCGCAUGAUACGCGAGAGCAGUCCGCUCAAGGAGAACCGGCGGGAUUCGAGCAGCUUCGCCCAUUCGCCCGAGAAACUAGCGCGGGCGAGGGCGAAUCGGUGGACACAGGAGAGAUUCCCCACGAGAUACGUGUAGCAGAGAGUUUCCAGGGAAGCUGGGAGAUGGGUGGGGGGGAAGGCGGCAAAGAGGGCUGAUAAGCCUAUGCUUCGCCCGUAUCAUCAGGGA
Molecule: messenger RNA, 1685 nt
Organism: Chaetomium strumarium
Lineage: Eukaryota; Fungi; Ascomycota; Sordariomycetes; Sordariales; Chaetomiaceae
Exons: 2
Coding region: 108-1595 (495 amino acids)
Biological process (GO): maintenance of rDNA; regulation of exit from mitosis
Source: RefSeq, a predicted model, not a curated record